Messenger RNA from Ruditapes philippinarum (Manila clam), 588 nucleotides. Its product is annotated as putative deoxyribonuclease TATDN2. Lineage: Eukaryota; Metazoa; Mollusca; Bivalvia; Venerida; Veneridae. Bases 1 to 588 code for a protein of 195 amino acids. The record is from RefSeq and is a predicted model, not a curated record. Gene Ontology annotation, molecular function: hydrolase activity, acting on ester bonds. The transcript has a single exon.
AUGGUUAAUUGCGAUCCCGAGACAUAUCCUGUCAAGCUCCCCAGCCUGAAAGGUUUCGGUGCGGCAAUAGGUGUACAUCCGAAAAAAUGCCAGCAUCUGGCACCAGCCAAGUUUCAGAUGGUCCUUGACUAUUUGAAAUCUUGGGACGUUUUUGCAGUAGGAGAGACUGGACUGGAAAGGACAGAACCAGAGAAGUUGUUGAAGUUGCAGGAGGAGACCCUGGUGAAACUACUCAACUUUAGUAUGCCGGUCCGUCCAGUCUUCUUGCAUAUGAGAGAAGGAGCAGAUCAGCAUGUAGGUGAGGUAAGUGCAAAAUGCUUACAGUUGAUGAAGGCGAAUGCAGCUCCAACACAGAAAAUACACCUACAUUUUGGUGGUACAGUGGAACAAGUUGUAGGAUGGUUGGAUGCUUACCCCAACUGUUAUUUUGGAUUCAGUGCUUGGGUAACUUCUUUUGACAAGUACCAGAUCGCAGCACUGCAACGGGUGCCAGCAAACCGUUUACUCCUUGAAACGGAUGCGCCCUAUUUCAAGCAAGCUGCAGCCCGAGCCAGUACCCUGCAUUUCUUGGAGAUAUUAGGGAGGUAG